UUUUAUUCUCAAUAAUAAAAAAUUUACUCUUGACCUUGACAGUGAUAUAUGUUGUAUAUGUAAAUCCUAGAUGAAAAAUGGGCAGAAUUCGCCCACGAAAAGAAAAAUAGGUAAAAAAAUUGGCAUAGUAUAAAUCCUAUGUAUGCUGAGGAAAUAAAAAAUGAGAUAGAAAAACUGAAUCGUAAACAAAGUUCAGGUUCGAAUUUCAUAGAUAAUAUACAUAGUAUUGUUUAUAAUCUAUAAUGAUAAACAGAUGAAAGACUUUCAAAAGAUUUGAUCCAAUUAUAAUUUUCAUAAUGACUGGGUUGACUUUGAAAAUUCAUUCAUUGAAAUUGAAUUGGUUGGGUGGUACCAAGAAAAUCGAUUAUUAACUUACAUUUCUUAUUAAAUAUUAAUUAAUAUUUAAUAUUAAUUAAAUUAACUGAUCAACUUGCUUUGUUAUCAAACAUUUUUUUCUUGAUUUCAAUUUUUUUUUUUUCAAAAAAAAAACGGAUCUAUUUUAAUAUGAGACUAACUCCUACCACUUCGGAUACUGAGGUUUCUGGACUUGAAAAAAAAAAUAUAGGACGUAUCACGCAAAUAAUUGGUCCGGUACUCGAUGUAGUUUUUCCACCAGGGAAGAUGCCUAAUAUUUACAACGCUCUGAUAGUUCAAGGUCGAGAUACUGUUGGCCAAGAAAUUAACGUAACUUGUGAAGUACAGCAAUUAUUAGGAAAUAAUAGAGUUAGAGCUGUAGCUAUGAGUGCUACAGAUGGUCUAAAGAGAGGAAUGGUUGUGAUUAACACGGGAGCUCCCCUAAGUGUUCCAGUCGGCGGAGCAACCCUAGGUCGAAUUUUCAACGUGCUUGGAGAGCCUAUUGAUAAUUUAGGUCCUGUAGAUACUGGGACAACCUCUCCUAUUCAUAGAUCCGCGCCUGCCUUUAUACAAUUAGAUACAAAAUUAUCCAUUUUUGAAACAGGAAUUAAAGUUGUAGAUCUUUUAGCUCCUUAUCGCCGUGGCGAAAAAAUAGGACUUUUCGGUGGAGCUGGGGUAGGUAAAACAGUACUGAUUAUGGAAUUGAUCAAUAACAUUGCCAAAGCUCAUGGAGGUGUAUCCGUAUUUGGCGGAGUAGGUGAGCGUACUCGUGAGGGAAAUGAUCUUUAUAUGGAAAUGAAAGAAUCCGGAGUAAUUAAUGAAAAAAAUAUUGCGGAAUCAAAAGUAGCUCUAGUCUACGGGCAAAUGAAUGAACCGCCCGGAGCUCGUAUGAGAGUUGGUUUAACUGCCCUAACUAUGGCAGAAUAUUUCCGAGAUGUCAAUGAACAGGACGUCCUUCUAUUUAUCGACAAUAUCUUCCGUUUUGUCCAAGCCGGAUCCGAAGUAUCUGCCCUAUUGGGCCGAAUGCCUUCCGCUCUGGGGAAGUCAAAAAAGGUUUUCUCCUUGAAGACAAAUAACAACAUUUUGUCAUGUCACCCAUGA
Molecule: messenger RNA, 1455 nt
Organism: Medicago truncatula (barrel medic)
Lineage: Eukaryota; Viridiplantae; Streptophyta; Magnoliopsida; Fabales; Fabaceae
Product: ATP synthase subunit beta, chloroplastic
Exons: 1
Coding region: 505-1455 (316 amino acids)
Biological process (GO): proton transmembrane transport; proton motive force-driven mitochondrial ATP synthesis
Cellular component (GO): chloroplast thylakoid membrane; proton-transporting ATP synthase complex
Molecular function (GO): ATP hydrolysis activity; proton-transporting ATP synthase activity, rotational mechanism; ATP binding
Source: RefSeq, a predicted model, not a curated record